Mollisia scopiformis is the source of this 721-nucleotide messenger RNA. RefSeq lists its product as uncharacterized. NCBI's taxonomy places the organism in Eukaryota, Fungi, Ascomycota, Leotiomycetes, Helotiales, Mollisiaceae. The coding region runs from base 81 to 689 and encodes 202 amino acids. The record is from RefSeq and is a predicted model, not a curated record. The transcript has a single exon.
CUUUGUUUUCUCAACCAAAAAAUUCAUUGACCACCAUCCAAACUAAAUCCUAAUCAUCGUCAAAUUCAAUCUUGAACAACAUGGCAGUCAUCCUCUCGCAGAUCAUUCCACUCCUCCUUCUCAUCGCUCAAUCACUUGUAUCUGCCCUCCCAGACGUCACGGCCAUUAACCUAGGCUCAAAUGAUUGUACCCAAUAUCCCCACUACAUCGGCGGCCCCGACAACCAUCGCGACAUGACCGAACCUUUCGUCUUCGUCCCAGAUCAAGCAGACAACAGCGCCAUCAAUGGCCUCCGAACUAUCAUGAUGCCUUCCAGUAGCUUAACUAUCAGCACCAUCCCUGACGUGGCAAUCAACCUCUUCGCAUGCACCAAUGGCAGUGUCACUGAUUGGGGUGGAUCGCAGAGUAAUGGAGAGGUUUUCUUAUUUUCAACAGAUCCCGAAGAUGAGGAAUUAGCAUAUGCGGCACAGGGAUUCAAGCCAGAGCCGUAUGCACAUGAAGUUGCGGGCGUGAGACAGGAUGGAGUGUUUCUGGGGGCGCAGAAUACCACGACUUGGGCUUUCAAAUUCUUGCCGUCAACCGGGCUGGCGGGAAGUCGGGAUCAUUAUCAGGUGAGGUUGUUGGGGCCGAAGAGUUCGGGGUUGGUGACGGGGGUGGUGGGAGGAUUUGUGAAGAUCGUGAGCUAUUGAAAUACAGCGAGAUUUGUAGUUGUGGAAUUAGG